Vanrija pseudolonga is the source of this 1280-nucleotide messenger RNA. RefSeq lists its product as uncharacterized. The record is from RefSeq and is a predicted model, not a curated record. Lineage: Eukaryota; Fungi; Basidiomycota; Tremellomycetes; Trichosporonales; Trichosporonaceae. The transcript has 2 exons. The coding region runs from base 218 to 1228 and encodes 336 amino acids.
GAUCUUUGCUUUGCACUCUUCACGACGACUUGACGACGGCGACAACGACAGCGACGAGCCAGCUAGACGACGCGACUUGUACAUAAAAAAGACGAGACGACACACGCCGGCAGACAACAAGAAACUUACCGGAAGACCCUUGUUACUUGGCGCCUCAACCCCUCUCGACAUCGCCAACUUCUCGACUCGUCCUCCCCAUCGCACCACUUCCCCCUCCAUGAUGCUGGGCCUCAACUCCAGCCCCACGCUGUCGCCGACGACGAUCAACACAACAGGCACAUACACACUCAAGCGGCGGCCAGAGCUGUGCGACGUGUUCCUGCGCAUCGCGCACGAGUCGGGCGACGCCGCGGCUGCCAUGAGCCAGGUGACGACGGCGACGCAGGAGGUCGCCAGCUUCCUCCGGCAGCUGACGGCGCGGCCUGCGCCCUCCGCCGCGAACCACCAGCACCGGCCGAGCCUCGACGUGCCGGGCUCGGCGCACUCACACUCGACCAGCCCAGCGCGCUCCGGCUCGGGCCGCUUCAGCCUCUCGCGUUUCUCCAUCUCUGGGCCGUCGUCGAGCGGCUCAAACGACGACAACAAGUCGAGCCUUGGCCCGUCGAGCGCGUCAGCGUACGCUGAGCGCGUGAAGACCUCCUCCCACACCGACUGGCACUCGGACAGCGAAGACCCAGACGUGGACGACACGCCGCCCGUCACGCCAAACCCCGAGCGCCCAGUCUCCACCUGGUCCAUGGAGCGCGUGCACACCCAGUCCUGGACAGAGUACCGCGACGGCGUGCCCGAGGACCAGAGGCCGCGGCGGCACCGCGCCGAGACGACGAUGAAGGCGACGUUCCACGACUUUACCGCCCUGAGCGAGUUUACCACCUGGGUCACGGCCUCCAAGUACAUCUCGUUCGACACGCUCACCUGGCGCCUGUCGCGGAGAACCGAGCGCUCCCUCGCGUCGCGCGCACGGCAGGGCGCGCUGCGCGACGCGAUUGCCAAGGCGAGAGACUAUGUGAGUGUGCUCAACACUGCCACGGCCGUCGACCGUUCCCUUACCAUUGCCGACGUGAGCGACAGCGACGCGCAGGGAAGCCACAGCGUGCCGUACCAUUCCAACGCCAUGUUUGAGCGCGCCGACGGCGUCGGCCUAGGCGGCGGAGGGCCACGACUCAACUUUGACCCGGAAAAGGUCGCCGUCGACGUGACUGUCAACGUCAAGUUUGUGCUCGAGUAGUCGUGGGGGGCUGUAUGCAUUGGCAGUUGUAAGCUGUGCUGUGCUGACGGAC